Messenger RNA from Knipowitschia caucasica, 2859 nucleotides. The record is from the annotation of a GenBank genome assembly. Lineage: Eukaryota; Metazoa; Chordata; Actinopteri; Gobiiformes; Gobiidae.
AUGUCCUGCUCAGGGAACCUGGUUUGGGACGUUAAUAAACGUGUAAUUGGAUACAACGAGCCUUACACCAUCAGGACCAACUAUUUAGGAAGAAGAGAGUUUGUUCAGAGGCUUAAACUCGAAUCAACCCUCAAUGUCCAUGAUGGCUGUGUCAACACUAUAUCAUGGAAUGAAACGGGAGAAUACCUCCUGUCAGGUUCUGACGACACCUUCUUGGUUAUUUCAAAUCCGUACAAUAAAAAGGUCAAGAAGUCUAUCCGUUCAGGUCAUCGGGCAAAUAUCUUCAGUGCAAAAUUUAUGCCCCACACAAAUGAUCAGGAGAUUGUGUCGUGCUCUGGAGAUGGCAUCAUUUACUACACGCACACAGAGAAGAGCCCCGAGUUCAACAGACAGUGCCAGUUCACCUGUCAUUAUGGAACUGCCUAUGAGAUUAUGACUGUCCCAAAUGACCCCUACACAUUUUUGUCGUGUGGAGAAGAUGGCACAGUGCGGUGGUUUGAUCUCCGCACCAAAACCAGUUGCACUAAAGAAGACUGCAAAGAUGACAUUUUAAUAAAUUGUCGGAGAGCAGCCACCUCUAUCUCCAUCUCUCCUCUGAUGCCCUUCUAUCUGGCGGUGGGCUGCUCUGACAGCUCAGUGCGCAUCUAUGACAGGCGCAUGCUGGGAACUAGAACUACAGGAAACUACAUGGGGCGUGUGAAUGCAGGCAUGUGUGUGCGGUUUGUCCCUGCUCAUCUGUCCAACAAGUCGUGCAGAGUGACCUCUCUGUGCUACAGUGAAGACGGUCAGGAGGUGUUGGUCAGCUACUCCUCCGAUUAUAUCUAUCUGUUUGACCCCAAAGACGACCAGGCGCGGGAGCUCAAGGGCCCCUCAGAGGAGAGAAGGGAGGAGCUGAGACAGCCCCCAGUCAAACGUCUGCGUCUGAGAGGAGACUGGUCUGACACUGGGCCCCGCGCUCGGCCAGAGAGUGAGAGAGAGCGGGACGGGGAGCAGAGUCCAAAUGUGUCUCUGAUGCAGAGGAUGUCGGACAUGUUGUCGCGAUGGUUUGAAGAAGCCAGUGAGGCACAAAGCAGCAGAGGUACCCGGCCUCAGGCACGGCCCAGAGGAACGGCUAUUCGUCCAGAGGGGCCAUCGAGUGCACCUGCUGCUGCUGCUGCUGCUGCUGCAGCAGACACCAGUACAACUGCAGAACCAGAGUCGUCAGAGAUCUCCACUGCCCCUGCUGCUGAAGCAUCUUCAUCUUCAGCAUCCUCAUCCACCAUCACAGCUCCUCUCGCCUCCUCCUCCACGUCACCGCCUACAUCUUCCCCAGACUCUCCCUCACAGAGGAUCCAGGAUCCCACCGCCACACCCACCUCAAGUGCCACCCCCACCCAGACCGCCACCUCCACCUCAAGCGCCACCCCCACUCAGAGUGCCACACCCACCUCUGAACCAGCGCCAUCAGCCUCUUUGUCAGAAUACGGUCCCCACCGCCUGCCUAUAAGUUUAGUGUGUAGGCGUUUGCAGAGGCUGCUCCGGCUGGCUGACCCUCCGGGGAUGAGCCGUCGAGCAGUUGCUGCUGCUGCUGCUGCUGCUGCUCCCUCUGCUGUUGAGAGACAGGCUGAAAGAAGUGCUGCAGACCAGAGGCCCCCCAGUGCAGAUUCCCCCUCGUCUGUGGUAAACAAACAGCUGGGAUCCAUGACUCUUGAUGAACAGCAGGGAGCGACUGAAGCACCAUCCCUUGCCCCUGAAGAGGCCGCCCCUGCGCCCAGCAGCAGCGGACCGGGACGGAGCGCAGGAGCCGAGCCGGUCCUCAGCCUCCACUACAGCUCAGAGGGAACCACCACCAGCACCAUCAAGCUGGACUUCACAGAUGAGUGGAGCAGUAGUGCAUCACAUUCAGUGGGAAGUGGAGCUCCCAAACCUGCAGGGUCUGUGGCUGUGACCAGAGAAAAAGACAGCUCUGUUCCACCGCCAACGCGGACUGAUUCAAGUGAGCACCGAGAUCCUACUGGCUCCACUCCCGCCAUCAGUCCAGCAGAGGGCUCAUCCGAGGGGGACAGAGAGACGUCUUUACCCAGAGAGAGGACUCUGCCUGAGGGAGUGGAGGAAGACACCACAGGGGGCUGCAGACGAGCUGAGCCCACCGGAGAAGAAGGCCAGAGUCAGGGCCAGGACCAGAGCCAGAGCAGGCCCCAGCCCCCGCGACCCAACCAGGACUCUGAGGACAGUGACGAUGAUCCCAUCCUCAUCCCGUCCGUGAGGUUCAGAGGACAAGGACAAAGAUUAAAUUCCAGAGGAUCUGCUGUAGGAGAUAGAAUGAUCAGACGCUCUGCAGCCGCUCGCAUUCAGGAACUGUUCCGCCGCCGGAAAGAGCGUCGGGAGAUGGAGGAGAGCGAGACUCAGAACAUCAGGAGGCCCUCAGCAAAGAUGGUGUACAAGGGACACCGCAACUCCAGGACAAUGAUAAAGGAGGCUUGUUUCUGGGGAAACAACUUUGUGAUGAGCGGAUCUGACUGUGGGCACAUCUUUAUCUGGGACAGACACACGGCUGAGCACCUCAUGCUGCUGGAGGCCGACAACCAUGUGGUCAACUGCCUGCAGCCACAUCCCUACGACCCCAUACUGGCAUCUUCAGGGAUCGAUUAUGACAUAAAAAUCUGGUCACCGCUGGAGGAGUCUCCAAACUUCAACAGGGUCCUUGCAGAUGAGGUAAUCACCCGAAAUGAGCUGAUGUUGGAAGAAACGAGAAAUACAAUCACAGUACCUGCUUCUUUUAUGCUCCGAAUGUUGGCCUCUCUCAAUCACAUCAGAUCAGAUCGACUUGAAGGCGACCGAUCCGAAGGAUCAGGACAAGAGAACGAUGAGGAGCAGUAG